UUCAGGAUGAAUCUGGAAAAACUCAGCAAACCAGAACUACUGACGCUGUUUAGCAUUCUUGAGGGAGAAUUAGAAGCCAGAGAUCUUGUCAUAGAAGCCUUAAAGGCCCAGCAUAGAGACACGUUCAUCGAAGAGCGCUAUGGGAAGUACAACAUCAGUGACCCAUUAAUGGCUUUGCAGAGAGAUUUUGAGACCCUGAAAGAGGGAAAUCACGGUGAAAAGCAGCCAGUAUGCUCCAAUCCCUUAUCAAUUUUGAAAGUGGUGAUGAAACAUUGCAAGAAUAUGCAGGAAAGAAUGUUAUCCCAACUGGCUGCUGCGGAAAGCAGGCACAGAAAGGUGAUCCUGGACCUGGAGGAGGAGAGGCAGCGGCACGCCCAGGACACGGCGGAGGGGGACGAUGUCACCUACAUGUUGGAGAAGGAGCGGGAGCGCCUCACCCAGCAGCUGGAGUUUGAAAAAUCUCAAGUGAAAAAGUUUGAAAAAGAGCAGAAGAAGCUGUCCAGCCAGCUGGAGGAGGAAAGGGCCCGCCACAAGCAGCUGUCUUCCAUGCUUGUGGUGGAGUGCAAGAAAGCCACUGCCAAAGCAGCUGAAGAGGGGCAGAAGACAGCAGAAUUGAGCUUGAAAUUGGAAAAAGAGAAGAGUAAGGUGAGUAAACUGGAAGAGGAGCUGGCGUCCAAGAGGAAGCGGGGUUUACAGAUGGAAGCACAAGUAGAAAAGCAGCUCUCAGAGUUUGACAUUGAAAGAGAACAGCUGAAAGCCAAGCUGAACAGGGAAGAAAACCGUACAAAAGCACUCAAAGAGGAGGUGGAAUGUCUGAAGAAAGCCCUGAAGGAGCUGGAGGCGUCUUGCCAGGAGCACGGCCCUGCCGAGCCGGUGCAGCCAAGCCCCUCGGUGGUGUCCAGAGGCGUCGUGACUGACGGUCCCACCGUGAAGGCUGUGUCCUGCCAGACAGAGGGUCUGCAGGGAGACCGGGCGAGCCCUGCCAGCACCAGCAAAGCUGCGCACACCACGUCUCCCAGCCCCACUACACCCACUCAUUCCUAUGCCAAAUCCAAUGGUCACUGCGAUGCAGACGUGCAGGCGGGUGGGGAGCUGCUGCAGGGAAACGCAGCGGAGAGCCAGGCUCAGAAGGAGAAAUCUGCAGGGGCAGCCCCAGAAAGCGCUGUUGAGAAUGGCAGCUCUCCUGUAAGAACGGAGUCUCCGGUGCAUCUGAUGUCCCAGCUGCCAUCGACUGGGGUGUCCCUGUCCCCCAGCGGCACAGCUGCCUCCUCGCUGACGCCAUCUCCCUGCUCCUCACCAGUCCUGACGAAACGCUUGGUGGGAGCUUCAGCGAGCAGCCCUGGUUACCAGUCAUCCUACCAGGUGGGGAUCAACCAGCGUUUCCACGCCGCUCGGCACAAGUUUCAGUCCCAGGCUGAGCAGGACCAUCAGUCGAGCGGUCUGCAGAGCCCCCCGUCACGGGAUCUGUCCCCAACUCUGGCAGAUAACUCUGCAGCCAAGCAGCUGGCCCGCAACACCGUCACUCAGGUCCUGUCCAGAUUCACCAGCCAGCAGGGACCUAUUAAACCAGUCUCCCCUAACAGCUCACCUUUCGGCACGGACUAUAGGAAUCUGGCAAACGCUGUGAGCCCCAAGGGCGAAGCUGGUCACUCUCCAAGCCCUGGCAAGGUUUCCAGCCCGCUGAGCCCGUUAUCUCCUGGAAUUAAGUCCCCAACCAUCCCUAGGGCAGAGAGAGGGAACCCUCCACCCAUCCCUCCAAAGAAGCCUGGCCUCGCACAGUCGCCUGCUGCUCCUGCCCCGCUCUCCAAAGCCCAGGCGUCCCCGCUGGGUGCCCCCAUGGACGUGGCGAGCGGCUGCUCCAGCAGCCCCGUGGUGUCCAAUGGCAAGGACAUGGAGAUACUGCUGCCGACCAGCAGCUAGUCCUGAAUCCAUCGGUGUGACAUUCCAGGGCAUCCUAGAGCUGAGACGCUGUUUUUCCACUCCGUGUUAUUUAUUUCCGUAGUAGCAGAUUCUGUCUGUAUAAAGCAUUUAGUAUAUUUUUUCCUUUUUAAUAGGUAGGAAAAUAUUUUUGUUUAUGAAGAAACCUUAACUACAGCUAUACAGUAGCCUCAAAAUGUCUCAUGGCAACAGUCAAAUCAUUAGAGAUAACAAGAACCGUAACCACGUGGUGGGACCUGUCAAACUCUAAUGGGGCUGAAAUGCUACUUUUAAAUUAUGCAGAAAUAUCUUUUGCAGACUUUUUACUCCAGAUGAACAUUUUACAAAAAGUGCCUGAACUAA
This is a messenger RNA of Mesitornis unicolor (brown roatelo), 2280 nucleotides long. RefSeq names its product CTTNBP2 N-terminal like (gene CTTNBP2NL). Bases 7 to 1920 code for a protein of 637 amino acids. The record is from RefSeq and is a predicted model, not a curated record. The transcript has 4 exons. Lineage: Eukaryota; Metazoa; Chordata; Aves; Mesitornithiformes; Mesitornithidae.